Messenger RNA from Chenopodium quinoa (quinoa), 1204 nucleotides. RefSeq lists its product as uncharacterized. The record is from RefSeq and is a predicted model, not a curated record. Bases 767 to 1204 code for a protein of 145 amino acids. The transcript has 3 exons. NCBI's taxonomy places the organism in Eukaryota, Viridiplantae, Streptophyta, Magnoliopsida, Caryophyllales, Amaranthaceae.
UUGGAGCUUGGCAUUGGGGGCUUGGGAGUUGGGAAUGCUACUUUAUCCUAGCAAUCUGACAUAGGGAUAGUUGAUGCAUGUCACUGCUACUGGAAUCACCGAACCAUGGCCCCACCAAUCUGACAUAGGGAGUAGGGAAUCCUACUUUAUCUUUAUAUUCUAAAACUUUCAUUCUAUGUUCUAAAGUUUACCUUCUAGUUUUAAAUUUUACUUUUUAUGUUCUAAUGUUUACUUUCAUUGUAUGUUCUAAAGUUGACCUUCUAGUUUAAUUUUUUCACUUUAUUCUAAAUUUUAUUAUGUAUGUUAUAAAGUAAUUCACUAUGUUCUAAAGCAAUAUGUUAUAAGUAUGUCCCUAAUUUACUAUAUUCUAAAGUUUAUCCUUGAUGUUCUAAAGUUUUCUCUGUAUGUUCUAAAGUUUUCUAUGUAUCUUUCUCUUUAUAUUAUAAAGUUUUUUUUUUAUGUUCUAAUGUUUUCUUCAUAUUCUAGGACUUUCAUUGUAUGUUCUAAUGUUUACUUUCAUGUUCUAAUGCAGUUGGUGAUAUUUAUCGUACUCCAGAGGUUGUUGGAUCAUUUAGCCCUGGUGGUACCACUAAGGAAUGGAUUCCAAGUGUUCCCGAGGAGUUAAAACCCAGUUUGGGGAUGAUAUUUAAAGAUCCUGAAGAGGGUCUUAGUUUUUAUAAAGCAUAUGCAAAUGCCGCUGGGUUUACUUCUAGGAAAUCUACUACUAAAAGGAAGAAGAAUAACAAAGAUAUAAUUGCUUUUCAAUAUGGAGUUUGCAAUAAGGAAGGUUAGGGCAAUAAGAAAACCUAUUGCUCAACAAACAGUUUAUGAAGAAGGAAAAGUUCGUAUUACUAGGAAACGUUUAGUCACUCGUGUAGGAUGCAAUGCUCACAUAUGUAUGAGAUAUGAUGCUGGAAAGUAUGUUGUAACUCAUUUCAAAGAAGAACAUAAUCAUCCUUUAUAUACUCCAAGUUGUGCAAAAUUUCAGAAGGAUAAUAGAAAAAUGCAUAUUAUGCAUAAAAAGUUGAUUGUUGAUAAUUCAAAGGUAAAUGUUGGUCCUGUGAGGUCUUAUACUAUGAUGAAAGAAUUAGUUGGAUCACAUGAUAAUGUUGGUGCAUCUAAACAAGAUUUCAAAAAAUUUUAUAGAGAUUUGAAGGCUUUUAUUGAUGGAUCAGAUGCCCAAAUUUUAGUGUUUAUGUUUUAG